AUGGAAUUUGCCAAUAGUGAGGAAAUUAGAGCAACUGCUUCUUCUUCUUCUUCUUCCUUCUUGCUUUGCCUCUGUAGAAUAUGCCAUGAGGAGGAGGAACAGGGCACAACAAGCAUGGAAUCUCCAUGUGCUUGUUCUGGAACUCUGAAGUUUGCUCACAGGGGAUGCAUACAGAGAUGGUGUGAUGAGAAAGGGAACACAGUUUGUGAAAUUUGUCUUGAGAAAUUUGAACCAGGCUAUACUGUAACUGCUCCUUCCCCUGCAAUUCCUCAUAUGAUUGAAGUUGUUAUAACAAUAAGGGGAAGCCUGGAAGCAGCAAGGAUCAACAAUGAGAUCCAAAACCCAGCAAUGGUGGCGCUCAGCAGCAAUCGACAUGAACAGGAGCAUGCCGGGCAAUCGCCGGCAUCCUACAAUAGCAAAUCCUGCUUCCAGUCUGUAGUUUUAAUGUUCACUAUCAUGUUCUUACUGAGACAUAUAGUUGCAGUCAUACUUGUAGGCAGUGAUCAUUAUUCAACCAGGCUUUCUCUUGUAAUUCUUCUCCGAGCUGUAGGUUUCUUGUUGCCGUUCUAUCUGAUGAUACAACUGAUAACCAUAAUCAGAAAUGCAAAUAGACAUCAGCAGCUAAAUGAGAGUGAUAGCGACUCAGAAGAUGAUAUUGAGGAGCAGUAGAAGUCGAUUUGAAGCUCAUGAAAGCCAUAAUUCAUAAAAGAAGUUGUCCAUAGCAAAGUAUACACAAAGUUGAAAAGAAAACCUCUGCAAGAAAAAAAU
This is a messenger RNA of Dendrobium catenatum, 768 nucleotides long. RefSeq lists its product as uncharacterized. Gene Ontology annotation, molecular function: ubiquitin-protein transferase activity; zinc ion binding. The record is from RefSeq and is a predicted model, not a curated record. The transcript is spliced from 7 exons. Gene Ontology annotation, biological process: protein ubiquitination. Bases 1 to 669 code for a protein of 222 amino acids. Lineage: Eukaryota; Viridiplantae; Streptophyta; Magnoliopsida; Asparagales; Orchidaceae. Gene Ontology annotation, cellular component: membrane.